Messenger RNA from Trypanosoma cruzi, 552 nucleotides. Its product is annotated as zinc finger protein ZFP1. Gene Ontology annotation, molecular function: metal ion binding. The transcript has a single exon. The record is from RefSeq and is a predicted model, not a curated record. Lineage: Eukaryota; Euglenozoa; Kinetoplastea; Trypanosomatida; Trypanosomatidae. Bases 1 to 552 code for a protein of 183 amino acids.
AUGAGUAUUUUGAUGAUGAUCAUUAUUUUUUUUCCUCUCGUUAUUUGGUGUGUAAUGGAUUUUGCUAUUUUCCCGCUUUUUUGUGACGUGUACUUUCUCCUUUUCAUUGCUGCCUCCUCCCCUUUAUUCUGCGCACAAAUAACAACGGUGAAGAAGAGCAUCGACUCCUUUGAGCAAGCACAAGUUUUUCUUUCAAACCAGUGUACGAGAAUUAUGCAGCCCCAAACACCCACAUUUUCCGACGCGCGCUCAGACAACAGCGUUGGUUUCAACACCAACCCCCGCUAUGGCCGAAGGGGUGUGGACUACAGCAAGUUCCGGACGCGGGUGUGCCGUAACUAUUCAAUGGGGAUCACUUGUCCAUUUGGUGAGCGCUGCGCAUUUUCGCACGGUGAGCCCGACAAAUCUCAUGUGCGCACGGAGGAAGCCGAACUGCCGCCACCGCCACCAUACCCCGAAGGCGUCCAGGCGGAAAUCAUGCUGCCACCUGCCUACCCCUCACGAUUCCGCCACGAUCCGUACAGCUUCAAUGGAGUGUUGUUCGAAAACUGA